Molecule: messenger RNA, 842 nt
Organism: Theobroma cacao (cacao)
Lineage: Eukaryota; Viridiplantae; Streptophyta; Magnoliopsida; Malvales; Malvaceae
Product: Ribosomal protein L36
Biological process (GO): translation
Cellular component (GO): ribosome
Molecular function (GO): structural constituent of ribosome
Source: RefSeq, a predicted model, not a curated record
GGCUGAACUAGAAAAGCCUCGUCGCAUUUGCUUAGCACAGGAAAAAAAAAAAAAAAACCCAGGAAGAAAGAGAGAGGUUUAGCCCGCAUUUCAGCCGAGACCUCUCCGUUCCCAAUCGUAGUAAGUAUGAAGGUGCGAGCAUCAGUGAAAAAGAUGUGUGAGUUCUGCAGAACUGUUAAGCGUCGUGGACGUGUGUAUGUACUAUGCACUUCCAACCCUAAGCAUAAGCAACGACAAGGCAUUUCCACAUUUGCGUCUGAAGGCGCAUUGCCUCCUACGUCAACAGAAACAAAUGUCAAGCAUGCAAUUGUGCCCAGUCACAGCAUGCGGCCAGGACUAGCAUCCCUUCUUCCCAAAAGGCAAGAACCUUCAUUGAUGCUUGGAUGGAGGGCUAACCUGGCAUCUCUCAUAUUCAAAUCAGGAUCUUAGGGGGAACCAAAAAAAGAGAUAUUACUGUUGCGAACUAGAAAUUUAACUGAUACUGCUGAAUCUAGGAUUCUCUGAAUUUUGUUUUCAGUUGCAAUUUAUUUAGUGAAUAGUGAUGGUAUAUUUGGAACUUUGUUUCAUCAUGAUGCUGUACUUAUUGUUGCUGUCCUAAAACAUCUGUUGGAACACAGAUAGAGUUGAAAUGGCAGUGCCAUUGACUCUUUGGUGCUUGGGCUGGCAUUUAGGUUCGCACUGUGGGGUGCAUGAAGGUAAGAACCAAGAGCUGCUUUGGAAAUUGAGAAAUUGGUAAGAGUGUUCUGUAACCGUUUCUUGCAGUAGAGAUCUUGGAGCUCUUUCUCCUUCGCUAUAUUCAUCUGUUUAAGGAAAGUAAAAGCUCGAAUCCUGCGUUUUCUUUC